AUGGCUUACCCACAUUACCGAUCACAGUUCGGAGAUACAACGUUCACUAAGGUCUUCGUUGGAGGCCUAGCUUGGGAGACUCCAACCGAAGAAAUGCGCAAAUAUUUUGAGCAGUUUGGUGACAUUCUUGAAGCUGUCAUUAUCACUGAUAAGAACACAGGAAAAUCUAAAGGCUACGGAUUCGUAACAUUCCGUGAUCCAGAAUCAGCUAGAAGGGCAUGUGCUGAUCCAAACCCAGUGAUAGAUGGAAGAAGAGCAAAUUGCAACAUUGCUUCUCUAGGAAGACCUAGACCAUCACCACCAAGAGGAAGAGGUACAUUCCAGGGAGGAGCACCAGGAACAGCUUCAUACAGUGGUGUGCCGUCGGCAGGACCACCGGCACUAGCACCGCCGCCGCCGCCACCACCACCGCUGGUGUACCCGCCAUAUGGCUACCCUACCUACACCCCUGAUUAUGGGUACCAUCAAGCCACAUUGUAUAACCCACAAAUUCAGCCACCACAAUACUACCAACAACUCUAUGGACCAUCAUCCUCCACCAUGGGUUCCCCAUAUUACUAUGGCUAUUCUGUGCAAGCACCAAGAGGUACCUUUUCUACACCCCAACCACAUCGCAUACCAGCUGGACCCUCCUAUCUAUACUACCCUACGCCAAUGGAAGGCUCAUUUUCUGCAUAUCGUCCACCACCUCAAUUGCAACAACUACCAAUAAGGCAACCCCCUCCUUCCCCUAGUGACUCACAGACUCAGCAACGUACCUCGUCCGAGGCAGCAGGUGGAGUAGUUAUAACUUCAGAAAGUUCAAAUACCCAAGGGAGGAACUGA
Molecule: messenger RNA, 825 nt
Organism: Sphenostylis stenocarpa
Lineage: Eukaryota; Viridiplantae; Streptophyta; Magnoliopsida; Fabales; Fabaceae
Source: the annotation of a GenBank genome assembly